Messenger RNA from Rotaria sordida, 549 nucleotides. NCBI's taxonomy places the organism in Eukaryota, Metazoa, Rotifera, Eurotatoria, Philodinida, Philodinidae. The record is from the annotation of a GenBank genome assembly.
AUGCGUUCAAUUGCUGAAACAGUUGAACUUAUUCAACAAAAUAUUCAACCUGAUAAACAAUAUAAAGAAAAUAUUCUUAAAAAUUCCGAAAUAGAUUCUCAAGGUUUACUACAAAUUGACGUUCGAAUUGUGCGAUUGGAAUAUCUACGAACAGUUUAUGUUAAUAAAAAGUGUUGUCAACUUAUUACUGUUAAUAAUGAAAGUUUUUAUGGAAGAAGAACAAAUGAAAAAAAAAAUUUUGGUUGUGAAAACAAUGAUAUUAUUCAAAACCUUGAACAAAUGAUAAAAGAUUAUACGAAAGAAAUAAAUUUAUUUAAACAAACAAUAAAAAAUGAAAAAGAUGCACUCAAACCUAAAGAUAUAUUUCCUUUAGUUGGAAGUAUUUAUCGAUUACCUAUCAAUGGAAAAAAAAUUCGCGAACAAACCAAUGCAUUAAAAAUAAGUCAAACUGAUAUUUCAUUAGAACAAGAAGUUUUUGCUGAACUAUCAGCUAAAGCUAAUUCAUCAACAAUAAUGCAUCAAUUCAAAUUCAUUAUUUCCAACAAAUAA